Panicum virgatum (switchgrass) is the source of this 1784-nucleotide messenger RNA. RefSeq names its product protein FAR1-RELATED SEQUENCE 5-like. NCBI's taxonomy places the organism in Eukaryota, Viridiplantae, Streptophyta, Magnoliopsida, Poales, Poaceae. Gene Ontology annotation, molecular function: zinc ion binding. The transcript is spliced from 4 exons. The record is from RefSeq and is a predicted model, not a curated record. Gene Ontology annotation, biological process: regulation of DNA-templated transcription. The coding region runs from base 32 to 1501 and encodes 489 amino acids.
GUCCUUGUGUGCAAAACUGUCCCAAGAAAACAUGAAAGAUGAUAUUGGAAAGACAAUGGGACUUUUGGAGGAUAUGAAGAAGACUGACCCUGGGCUUGAAGUAAGGUUCCAAAUGGACAGCAGUGGCGCGAUGAAAACAAUGCUUUGGUGCACCGGUAAAAAUAGAGUGGACUACGAGAAUUUUGGAGAUGCCAUAACAUUUGAUACAACCUACAGGACAAACCUUUACAGCCUGCCAUUUGGUCUUUUCAUUGGUGUAAACAACCAUUUCCAGUCAAUAGUGUUCGGAGGGGUGCUUCUAACAUCUGAGAAAACAAUUGAUUUCGAAUGGGCAUUCACAAAUUUUGUAGAAAUAAUGAAUGGUAAAGCUCCCCUGACAAUGCUAACAGACCAGUGUGCCGCCAUGGCAAAGGCGAUAAAAUCAACACUACAGACUACAAGGCACAGAUGGUGCAGGUGGCACGUGCUGAAGGAUGCAAAAAAGAAGCUUGCGAACAUCUACUCAAAACGUAAGAAGUUCAAGCGUGAAUUCAAUAAACUAAUAACUGAUGAGAUUGACAUAAGAAGGUUCGAGAAUGAAUGGGUAAAACUACUAAAGGAAUACCGCCUUGUCAAGAACAAGUACUUGAAGAGGUUGUUCAAGCACCGGGACAAAUGGGCUAAACCAUAUUUCAUGGACAUAUUCUGUGCUGGAAUGACCAGCACACAAAGGAGUGAAAGCGCAAAUCAUAUGUUAAAAAAGUUCAUUCAACGGGCUGCACCAAUGCACCUUUUUGUGAGUAAAUUCAAUGAGCUGCAGAGCGACAGACACGACCAGGAAGGAAAAGAGCAGCAUUCUACUAAACAGGUUCUCAGAAAAAAGCUAAGAGUAGGGGUUCCAAUAGAGCGCCACGCAAGCACGGUGUACACAAGAGCAAUGUAUGAGAAAUUCUGUGAUGAGCUAUUUGAGUCAGGAUCAUUUGCCAUAUUUAAGAGGAUCAAUGAUAGUGAGUUCAUUUUAGUAGACACAAAGAACGAAGAGGAAAUAGAUGCUAAGCAUUUCAGGGUGAAGCUAGAAGGAGAUAAUAAGAUCAGUUGUGAAUGUGGUUUCUACGAACAUAUGGGCAUGCUUUGCCGCCAUACUCUCAAGGUCCUCGUCCAUCUGGACAAAAUGGAAAUCCCAGCUGGAAACAUAAUGAGAAGAUGGACAAAGGAAGGGCACAUACCAUGUAAAGAAACAUCGAUAUCUUCUGCCUUGGAGCAGCAAUCGCAUAAUAUGCAGAGAAAGAUGCUUCUGGCAAAAGCUUGUGAACUUACCAAGGUGGAUGACAAGGGACGACUCGUCUCUUUUGGUAAAACAAUUGAAGAAGUAAUUGGCAAUUCCAUGGUAAGUGAGACAUCAGGUCAACAAAUUGGUGAAGUUAAAGAUGCAACAACUUCUUGGCCAACCUCGAAGCCCACAUCCUGUCCUCCCCGAACAAUAUUCGGUGGAAGGCCACCAAACACAGGACUAAAAUCAUAGAUUGCAAGCACUAAGAAAUCUGCAGCGUGCCAAGCCGAUGAUCCAAGCACUAAAGCAUCAGAGUGGCCAGAGGAAGAGAACCCAGCCAAGAAGAAAACAAAGUCCAUUUUAGAACUUAUGCAGUUGAAGUAACCGUUCAAGUUGCCUUAAUUAUGUUACCGGUAUGCGUAUGUAAAACUGAUGCUCUUUUAUAUUUGGAACCAAUAAUACACGCAUUGUAAUCUUAUUAAAUUUGAACUCAAUAUGAGCAUUGUGUCCAGUAUACAAUCACUACUUUUAUUUA